This is a messenger RNA of Sardina pilchardus (European sardine), 7979 nucleotides long. RefSeq names its product PHD and ring finger domains 1 (gene phrf1). Lineage: Eukaryota; Metazoa; Chordata; Actinopteri; Clupeiformes; Clupeidae. The record is from RefSeq and is a predicted model, not a curated record. The coding region runs from base 197 to 5686 and encodes 1829 amino acids. The transcript is spliced from 17 exons.
UUUAGUGCAUCAAAUGACCAGGAAUUAUCCAUAUCUUUCUGUACCUCCGAUUGUAUCGACAGAUGCACACCAUGGGUUGAUGACCAGCAGUUUGACAAUAGACCAGUAGAACUUAUGCAUGCAAUCUUCUUAUUGUAGUGGCCGUUGUCUCCCAGACUGGUAAAAUAGUGCAACGAAGGUUUUCUGAUGAGUAGCCAUGGACGAGGAGGACAGCCAGGACGAGCUGAUCAACCGAAACGCUUCCCAUGGCAAGGGCAAGCGACCGGCAACUUCCAUUAUUUCUGACGAGAACAUUUCUGAUGAGGGGGAAGAAUCGGAGGAAGAAGAGACUGACAGUGAAGGGAGUGAUGAAGAUGAGGAAGAUAACCUUGAUGGAGAAGUAGAUGAGGAGGAUGAGGAUGACAGUGAUGUCGAGGAGGUUGGAGGAAAGGAGCUCGAGGGGGCAGUUGGGGGAACUGCUGUGGAUUUGGCUGACCUCAGCUCAGACGAGGACUCGGAGAAAUGCCCCAUCUGCCUCAACUCCUUCCACGAGCAGCCUGUGGCCACACCUGAGAGCUGCGCCCACUACUUCUGUCUGGACUGCAUUCUGGAGUGGUCUAAGAAUGCAAAUUCCUGCCCUGUAGACAGGAUAGUCUUCAAGACCAUCUGUCUAAGGAAAUGUUUUGGAGGAAAAGUCCAGAAAGUUAUCACUGUCCAGAAGCCUCUAAAGGCUGGUCAGGAGGAGCAGGUGGAUCUUGACCUGGAGCAGACCAGCUGUGAGGUGUGUGGUGGCAGCGACCGUGAGGACCGACUGCUGCUGUGCGAUGGCUGUGAUGCUGGGUACCAUAUGGAGUGCCUGACCCCUCCCCUGGACACUGUGCCUGUGGAAGAAUGGUUCUGCCCAGAGUGUGCUGCCAACAACCGCCGCAACUCAAGAACUGCUCCCGACAGCGAGGAGGAGUCUCUGUCUAUCGCCCGACCAACCACAAGCCAGUUUCAUCCGCCCGCCGCCGCGCGGCCAACGCGGGCCAUCGCCCGCACGCAGCAGAGCGAGCGGGUCCGGGCCAGCGUGAACCGCCACCGCAUCACCCAGGCACGCACCGCAGCCUCUGCACGCGCCGCAGGCAACGGACAGUUUACACCCAGGUACCGGAUUCAGACCACCUGGCUGGAUGAGACCAUCAACGCCGUUGUGGCUGGUCUGAGCACAGCUGUGUACGUGCGUGACCUCACCCCACGGCCCGCCCGUCGCAGGAGGAGGAGGACCGUGAGGCGCAAGAGCACCAAAAGUGGCAAGUCAUGUGAUGGCGAUGGCAAAAAAGGCAAAGCUGCAGGAACCAGGGUGAAGAGGAGAAAACGACGGGUUAGGAGGACCAAGUCCAGAAGAAAGCUGGUGGCCAAAAAGCAGCCCACGUCGCGUGGACGCAUCGCCCGUAAUCUGGGAAUUAAGAAGACCAAGAACGGUUCCUCCCUCCCCUCCGUCUACCGUCCCUCAGAGACCACGCUGGGCAGCAUGCGGGCCGACAUUGGGGCCGCCUCUCUGUCCAUCUACGGGGACCCUUACGAUCUGGACGACUUUGAUCAAGUUGAGGAGGAGGAGCCUGCCCCGUCCCUGAUGGAGCUGAAGCGUCGUGGCCUGUCCCGCUCCGCCAUGCGCUCCCACCAACCUGUGGCCAGACCUGUGGCUGCAGGCGUCUCUAGGCGUGGCCUGAGUAUCCCACAGGGGGAGGAGGUUGCCGAGGCAGCCCCCGUCCCUGACCUUCUGGGUAGCAUCCUCUCCAGCCAGAGCAUGCUGAUGAUGGACAGCUCUGACGUGGUCAUCAACAGAGACGGCACCCUCAAAGCUAUCAAAGCCGUGAGUGUUGAAUCACCAAAAUCCACACCUACUUGGAGCGGCGGCAGUGCGAGUGAAAGUGGUCCGAGUCACUUCCUGCCCAACGGGGAGGCCGAUCUGUUGCCGCUCCCUCACAGUAGCACCUCUCCACCUCAAAGCUCUGCCGCAGGCCCCAUCCUCCCUCCUCUCACUCCUGCCACCUUGCCCGGUCUCUGGUCUCCUUCCGCUCCGCACUCCGGCCUACACCCGCCCGGCCUCAUCCCCAGACCCGGCUCCUCUCAGGGCUCAGUCGCAUUCCCUGGCCCCAGCCACUCUGGCCCCGGCAGCGACACAAGAAACGGCCACGCUCACACUCACCCUCGGUCGUCCAGCAGGGACAGGGUGGACAGACGCAGGGAGGACGGCCCCCCAGCGUCCAAAAAGGCCCCUCCCAAACCUGUGUGGGUGGAUGUGUCUGUGUUACCGCGGAUACCAAAAAUCAGGCGAGACGGCAGCGGUGGCAGCGGCCAGGCCGAGAGCAGUAGCAGUAGCACCAGCAGCCGGCACAGGCGCAGCAGCGGCGGCAGCAGUAGCAGCAGCAGUAAUGGCUUCCCAGACGCCUUCCACAGCCUCACAGGAAACCAGGUGCGGCAGCAGACCGCCGAUCAGCAGGGAGCGAGCUCGGGCCAGCAGGGUAGAACCACCGAGACCUCCAAGCAGAGGCCAGGGCAGGUGGGGGCAUCGUCAUCAUCAUCAUCGUCGUCAUCGUCGUCUUUCACCAGCGUGAACUCCUCGUCUGCCAUGUCUUCUUCUACCUCCUCUUUUUCUUCUCCGAGCUCUUCGGGAGCAUCUUCGUCGUCCUCAGUGAGCUUUCGCAUCAAUGCCAGUGGGAGUUCAUGGCAGUCCCGAAGGUUAUCUAACCCCUUAGAUCCAACGCAAACGGGGGCACCGAAGAAACAACAGGGUAAACCCAUAAUACUCUUCUCAAAACCCAACAGCAAAGAUGCUUCAGCCAAGCCGGAUGUGUACGACCCUUCGAACCCCACAAACUCUGCCUCGGACUCUGACUCAGACAGUGAAAGACCCGGAUUUUGGCUGAAGAAGCCUAAGUUAUUACGGAAAGAGACAGCUACGGAGGAAGUGGCUCCAGUGAAAAAGGAGCCCAUGGAAGAAGUUUCGGUGAAGGUCGAGGAUCACAUAGACACUGCUGUUCAGAUGAAGAUAGAGCCUGAGUUAGAAGAUGAUGAUGAAGAUUAUGAAGACAUGUUUGCAAACAUAUCCGAAAUGCCAGAACACCCUGAACAACUCUGUGAAAUUCCUCAGGUGAUCAACUGCAGUAACACUCCUGACAACAAUCGGGUGAAAGAGGAAGCCCACCAGCAACCCUCUGUCCCCAGCUCCUCUUCCAGCAGCACCUCUAACUCCAGCUCCAGCUCCAGUUCGAACCCCUCACCCAGCCACACCAACGCCAGUGACCAGAAGGUCAAGACGGAGGUCAAAUCAGAGCCCGAUGAUGGUGCACACCCCGCCAGGUCAAAGUCUCCCUCUAGGAGCCAUGGCCCAGCGCAGGAUCAUCAACUGCCCCCUGCAAACAGCUCUGACAGUGGAAGUGGAAGGAGGGGAGAAGAGGUGCGAAGGAGCGACCAACGGUCCUCGUCCAAGGAGAGGAAGAAGGGGGACAGCCCAGCCCCAAAAGCUUCGGAGCGGAAGAGGAGGCACUCACGCUCUCGGUCAGGCUCCCGUUCGAGGGACAGACGGCGGUCACGUUCGCGAUCUCGAGACAGAAGGCGUUCUCACUCUCGAUCUCGUUCUCGAUCUAGAGAGAAGAGGAGAUCCCGAUCGCGAUCACGUUCAAGGUCGAGAGAUAAGAGGAGGUCGCGAUCGAGAUCUCGAGAGAAAAAACACACAAGUUCCUCAUCACAUUCUCGAUCCAGAGACAAACGACGCUCACGUUCUCGUUCAAAGGACAAAAGGCGAUCUCGAUCACGUUCCCGGUCCAGAGAAAAGAGGCGUUCACGCUCCAAUAGUGCAGAGCGAAGGCGGAGACACCGCCAAGAUAACCGAGAAAGGAAUGAUGGCAGGGUCAACCACAACCAGAGACGUGUCCAAAACCGGAGGCACAGUCGAUCUCGAUCACGCUCAAGGUCCAGAUCCAGGUCCAAGUCUUCUUCCAGGGAAAGAAGGAGGAAGAGGACUCCCUCUCCUUCCUCUUCGAGGUCAAAGGACCGAGCAAGUGAAGUUAGAUCCAAAGACAGAAGGAGACCUCGAUCAAGAUCACGUUCCAGGGAGAGGAAGAAAGGAGAGCCAUUUUCGCAGGGCACUCAUCUGAAAGACCGAGGCCUCCACAAAAAUACAUCAUCAUCUACAUCCUCAUCUUCGUUGUUAUUGUCGUCCUCUUCUUCCAGAGACCAUAAGGACCCUGCUCAGAUCUCGCACAAGAGACUGGCCCCAACUGGUACUGCCAAAGAGGAGAAGGUAGCUAAAGAUGUGAAACAGGAACUUCCUUUAUCGGUCAAGGAGACAGGGACACAGAUUGCUUUCUCAGGGGCUCUCAGGAUUGUCAAAGAAUCGGAAGACCGUAAGGAGCAGGACAGCAAGCCCUGUUUGGCUCUCCUGAAAGAUAUCAAGCAAGAAAAAACUUGGUCCCCUCAUGUGGACGAAUCUGAGCUAGAGGACAUGUGUUCUCCUUAUGCCUUCAAGCAGGAUUUGCUGCACCACAAAGAAAUCAAGGAGGAGAAGAUUCACCCAACCAUGCCACUGGACCUCAAGCCUGGGAAGUCUUCUCUUGAUGACUGCAAAGUUGUCACUGCUUCUGUUCAGGGAGAGUCGAUCAAGAGUGAAGUUCAGUCUGCAAGCGUAGCUAAGUCUUUCAAAGUGGAGAGCAUUUGGCCUGAUGAGGUUCCUCCGCCACCUCCCCCACCUCCACCUCCUCAAGGUACAGACACUCCAGAACACUGUCUGACCCUUCAGAAAGUCUCUCUGCCACCUCCUCUCAACACUUCCUCUGCCAUCAGCCCCUCAAUUCCUCCAGUCCCAGAGGACAAGAUGGAGGUCCAAAUGGACCUUGUGAAAGAGGAAGAGGAGUCAUCAGCCGAUGAAGACUUCAAUGUGGACUACAUGCUCGACAGCCUUUACCUCAAGGAAAUUGGAGAGCGGGCGGGUGCUGAUGGGAGUGGGGCUGGUGCUACUUUGGAGGCCCUCUCGGACAAACAGGAAGGUAAUGUCACUGUCGUCACCCAGGCUGUGGAAAAGCAGGAAGUAGAGGGCUCGGACAAGCAGGAGACAGAGGAUGCUGCGGGAAUGGUGGGUUCCAAGUCAAAACCUCCAGUCAAGAGGGUCACUUGGAACAUACAAGAACCUGAUGGGCCGCAAGGAGAGAAAAUCAGCAAGCUCGCUCUUUAUAAGCAGAAGCAAAAGCUGGAGGGAGCUAGGAAGGCAGCCAACACCAGCCAACAGAUGUCCAGCCAGGAAAUCAUGGGAGCCAGUGCCGUCACCCCCACCUCAGCCUCAGGCUCUCUGGCCCAGGAGGAAGUACCAGGCUCGGGACAGGCGGCAUCUGAUCCUGGAGGGGAGGAAGACGCCUCCCGCAACGACAUGUACAUGAAGAAGCUUCACAUGCAGGAGAGAGCCAUUGAGGAGGUGAAGCUGGCUAUCAAGCCCUUCUACCAGAAGAGAGACAUCACCAAGGAGGAGUACAAGGAUAUCCUGCGGAAAGCCGUGCAGAAGGUGUGCCACAGCAAGAGCGGUGAGAUUAACCCUGUGAAGGUGGCCAACCUGGUGAAGGCCUACGUGGAUAAAUACAAGCACGCCCGCAAGCACAGGAAGCCGGAGGAGGGUGCGGCCAGCGGGAGUGGGCUUGGUGCAGACGAGCCGGAGGACGAGGAGGACUCAUAAGUGGGCUGAGUAAUCCCUCCCCACACGUGAGGACAGGAAGUCUUCUUACUCACACGAUCAAAUUCUAAUGUACUUGUUUGGUUGUUUAAUAGGCUUUUUUUUCUUCUUUUUUUUUAUAUAUCAUUGCUCCCACCACAUAACCCUGUUGGGUGACUUAAGGGCUUUGAGAAACCAUGUCCUCUAUUACAUAAGCUCUCCCACGCCUUUCCCCUUUUCAGUGUGUGUGUGUGUGUGUGUGAGACAGAGAGUGUAUGUGUACGUGUUUGUUCACGUGUUAACACAGGGGUUACAACUGCUUUGUCAGCUGUGUGUGUGUGUGUGUUUGUGUGUGUAAAGGUGCACAAGAAAGCCCGAUUCAUACAAUAAUACAACAAUUCUGUACAAUAAUACCCCACCGUUUGUUUGCUGCAUGUGAUAGCACCACACUUCUCACUUAAUCCAUGCCUGUAUACAUGUAAGGAGAUCCCCUCUAUUACCACAAUCAACUUUCCCCUGAGUCGAUGAGAAAUCACGCAUACCAACUCGUUCUUCUGGUUCCACCUCUUUGGAUCCCUAAGGCGUAAACGCACAUGUGGAGCAGCGAUCGUCUUGGUCAUGGUUUAUUACCAUCAGUGGAUUUAGACUCGUCUGAGCACCUGCUGUGGUUCUUACUCUCCUGGAUAAAUCACCACCAUGACUAGCAGCAACCUUUAGGUUCUAGCUAGGGUUCUCCACAUCCUGGGGUGGCAGGGUGUCCACGUCCAAAGUUUGUCUCUGCAGUGUGAGAGGAGAAAGAGAAGGUGUGUUUAAUGAGACAUAGCAAUAUCUGGAUACGGCGACUCAAAAGGAGAUGUGUGUGCUAACCCAAACUGGCCUUUUUUUUUUUGGAAGCAUCGUCCAUCGUGUGCUGGAUCUCAACAACAGCAGCUUCACUCUGAUACUCAUGACUAUGAUGAAGAACACACAUAAUCUAGCAUAGCUAGGCCAGCAGUGUUCUAACACCCACUAUUACUGUUCAUAUUUUAGUGGACAGCACGUUUUAUAACUUUUUAAGAAGUAGUUGAUUUCUGUUUGUCGUUUCUCUUUGAAUAAUCUACUCUGGAUGUCUCUUCACUGAAUGCAUGUGUUUCUCAGAGAGACUUUACUCAAUUGAGUGAUAACUCAGUCAGAAUGUGCAAUAUUAAUUAUCUUUUACUUAAUUAGCGUAGCUUUGGUCUUGAGAACACUGUAAAUCUAUCCUAAUUGGACAUGGUUGCUUCAGAUCAGGAAGAAGUUAUGUAAAAUUGCCCGUCAUUUACAUAGGAAAUGUCAUGUUAAGUUACAGCUCUGUGAGUUGUAUCCAACCGCCUCCAUUUCUCAGCCUCGUGUAAAAUUCUUCUCACAUGCUUCAGGGAUGUUUCAAGUUGGUAGUUUAUUGAUAAACCUAGGUAUGUUAACUCAAGGUUAGUGUUAAAACCUAAAAGGGAAGCUUAUUGGUUUUGUACAGUUAGGACAAUGAAGCCACAAGACUCUUCUUUUAGGAGGUUUACCCCUUUCUUUGGGUUAACCUACCCAGGUACAUCACUGAAGCACAAACUUGAAAUGCAUCCUAGUUUGAGAGCCUUUUUCGUUGUAAUUUUAAGCUUGCUGAAAGUACUUUCUGACUGAUAUCACCACAUCUGGCAGAGUAGUGUAUUGUGCAGUUGCACUGCAUGAUUAUACAGUCACUAAGUUGAGUGUAAAUAUGAGAGGUGGGGGGUUAGUUAAAGGCCCUUUUAUUUCUCUUUUAGCGGUGUCUGUUUUCUUUAACGUUAUUGUGUGAAGGGAUUGAGGAGUUUGUGUGGUGUGACUUGAAUGUAUUUGUCUUUUUUUUUGUAUCUUUUUUUUUUCCAUGAAAGUUUGCCUUUUAGGGGCAGUUGAAGUAUGGAGAUGAGGGAACACGAUCAUUGUGACAACUGAGUUAGUAACACCGCGGCCCAUUAUGUGUAUUGCCUUAGCAUUUCCCCCCCUGCUUAAUUGGAUUGAGAUAUAGAGGUAAAUUGUUCCUUUCCAUUGAUUGAACAAGUCAAAUGUAUGGAAAAUAAUUGUAUGUAGACUGGGUGUCUCCUGCAGGCGACAUUGUUAGGAGGAAACCAAUGGGGAUUCAGAUUUUGCUAUCCGAGACAUCCAAGGAGUAGUAGCCAGAAUGGACUCCCUCCCACCACCCCUGUUUUCCUCAAAGCCCUGCAUCCUCUGCACCCACAGUGAACAGUGUCUGUACAAACUGCUUGCAACUGGAGGUUUCACCCAAGUGUUUUGUAAAUAUUUCUUCAAUUAUGUAUUUAAUAAAAAAGAC